AUGGAUGAAAAGAUCAAGGAAACUCCCCCUCAAUAUGAGCAUGUGGUCGAUGCUAAGAAAUCAGAGUCGGAUGAGGCGGCCGACCCUCCUGCGCUUGAGCGCCGCCAGGCUCUCGGUAUCAACAUCGUUCAGAAUCCGUUGAUGCGCAGCUCUAAGGUUCAAGCCAUUAUCGAUGCCCGGGCAUACGCGGAAUCGCAUAACUUGAGCGAGUAUACCGAGCUAUUUGGUCGGGCUGCUGUUGUUGCGCGAAAACCCCAAGAAUUCGCAUCCAUAUCUGAGAUUGAUGACGCGGAGCGCGCCGCACUCCAAUAUGAGAGAGAUCACAAAUGGCACGGCCCGUUCAUGCUCUGGUACUCGAUUUCUCUGUGCGCUAUCGGAGCCGCCACGCAAGGGUGGGAUCAGACUGGAUCCAACGGUGCUAACCUGUCCUUCCCCGAGGAAUUCGGUAUUGCCGGUAAAGGGAAAGAUGAAUGGAUCGUGGGAAUUGUCAACUCCAUUAUUUUCUUGACCGCUGGCCUUGUUGGCGCUUGGAUUGUCGAUCCACUCAAUCACUAUUUGGGCCGACGAGGUGAGAUUUUCGUCACUGCUCUCUGUCUCACUGCCACGCCAAUUGGCUCUGCCUUUGCAAAGUCAUGGCAAGGACUUUUUGCUGCGCGAUUUGUAAUGGGUAUCGGAAUUGGCGCAAAGAACGCUACGGUGCCCAUCUACUCGGCUGAGAUGGCUCCGGCCAGAAUUCGUGGUGCUCUCGUCAUGUUCUGGCAACUUUGGGUCGUAGCUGGUAUUUUCUUGGGCUUUGCUGCCAACGUCAUUGUGAAAGACGUCCCCAAGAUCGCUUGGCGUCUCCAACUCGGUUCUGCAUUCAUCCCAUCUUUCAUCCUCGGCAUUGGAAUCUUUUUCUGUCCCGAGUCUCCCCGCUGGCUCAUGAAACAUGGCAGACACGCUGAGGCAUUUCAGUCAAUGUUGCGUUUACGAGCUCAUCCAAUUAUCGCUGCGAGAGAUUACUAUUAUUCAUAUAUCAUCUAUGAAGAGGAACUCAAGGAGGCUCGCGGCGCAGGCUACUUCUCCCGUCUGUGGGACUGUUUCGCCGUUCCGAGGAUCAGAAGGGCUAACUAUGGUGCCUCGACUGUUAUGAUUGCACAGCAAAUGUGCGGUAUCAACAUCAUUUCUUUCUAUAGCUCAACCAUCUUCCGUGACGUCGGCUACUCAUCAGAUCAGGCCUUGUAUGCGUCUCUUGGCUACGGUGCCAUCCAGGUCGUGGCCACGAUUCCUACUUUGUUUAUGAUUGACACCAAAGGCCGAAGAACUCUGACUUUGAUUACAUUCCCCUUUAUGUGCAUAUUCCUGCUAGCCGGUGGUCUCUCUCUUCUGAACAAGUCAGGCAGCGAUGCCGCGCAGAUUGCACCAGUUGUUUUGUUUGUGUAUCUGUUUACUAUUGCCUACUCACUGGGUGAAGGACCAGUAGCUUUCCAAUACUCUGCUGAGGUAUUCCCCACUAUUCAACGAGAGCAAGGAAUGGCAUGGGCUGUUUGCAUCAACAACACCUUUGCUGGCGUGCUUAGUCUGACUUUCCCUCGAAUGACGACUGUGAUGACUAAAACUGGUGCUUUUGGCUUUUACGCCGGUCUUAACCUCGUCGCUUGGUUCAUGAUUUUCUGCUUUGUCAGGGAGACUAAGCAGCUGACUUUAGAAGAAUUGGAUCAGGUUUUCUCAGUGCCGACUAAAAAGUUUAUUCACUACGAACUGACUGUGUGGCUUCCCUGGUGGAUCAAGCGAUACAUCUUCAGACAGAAUGUUGUCAAGCCACCAGCAAUCAUUGCAUUGGGCGAUGGAGUCAUGUAA
Messenger RNA from Penicillium vulpinum, 1839 nucleotides. Its product is annotated as Major facilitator superfamily domain general substrate transporter. The record is from RefSeq and is a predicted model, not a curated record. Gene Ontology annotation, biological process: transmembrane transport. Lineage: Eukaryota; Fungi; Ascomycota; Eurotiomycetes; Eurotiales; Aspergillaceae. Gene Ontology annotation, molecular function: myo-inositol:proton symporter activity. Gene Ontology annotation, cellular component: membrane. Bases 1 to 1839 code for a protein of 612 amino acids. The transcript has 10 exons.